Messenger RNA from Hydra vulgaris (swiftwater hydra), 822 nucleotides. NCBI's taxonomy places the organism in Eukaryota, Metazoa, Cnidaria, Hydrozoa, Anthoathecata, Hydridae. The record is from RefSeq and is a predicted model, not a curated record.
UUCAGUUCAGGUGGUUUCCAAACACUAUAUCAGCAUUCAACAUAAGUCAGUGUCUGAUCUAAAAUUUUCAAAAGCUGCUCGUCAUUUAUAUGUAGAUUCUAACAAAACCUCUAUUGGGGGAGAAAAAGUUAUACAAUUAGAGUUCUCUAUAAAUGAAAAAAUUUCUGCUGCAGAAGCCAUGUGGCUUUUUAAAGUGGCAGAGAAUGAUCUUGCCUUAAGACAUUGUGACAACACACCAAUAUUGUUCCAAAGAAUGUUUCCAGAUAGUAAAAUAAGUCAAGAUUUUAAUAUGAGUUGGCAAAAAGUUUCAUAUAUUUUGCAAGGUGGCCUUGGGCCAUUGUUGGAAAAGUGUUUAUGUAAUAGUAUCACGUUAAGUCAAGGUGCAUUCACUUUAAUGUUUAAUGAAACAACUACUUCACAACAAAGAAAACAAAUGGAUCUUUUAUGUCAUUUUUGGUCAGAAGACGAAAACCAAGUUGUUACGAAAUAUUUAACAUCGCUGUUCUUUGGCAGAGCAACAGCAGAAGAUGUCAAAACAAUGCUAGCAGAUUUACGUCAUAAUGAAAGGUUUUAUUUACCAUGGGAUCGUCUUUUUAAUAUUUCAGCAGAUGGUCCUAAUAUUAACAAAGCCAUUUGGAGAUUGUAAAAUGCUGAUCUUCAUAGUAAUGGCUUUAAUGGCUUGUUACCAUUUGUAAGUUGCACUUUGCACACAGUGCAUAAUGCUUUUCGAAAAGCAAUUAAUGUUGUCGGUGAGGAUGCUGAGCAGCUUGCAUUUGAUUUACAUACCUGGUUCAAGAAUGCACCCUGCAAAAUAGAAGAUUU